Caenorhabditis bovis is the source of this 1317-nucleotide messenger RNA. The record is from the annotation of a GenBank genome assembly. NCBI's taxonomy places the organism in Eukaryota, Metazoa, Nematoda, Chromadorea, Rhabditida, Rhabditidae.
AUGUUUUCCAAUAGAGCUGAGAAGAAUACGAAUAAUGUAACAAAUCGGGUCCUGCAGAACUUUGACGAAUUUCGCAACGUGCUGAGAAAAGGGAUUGAGCUUGACGAGUCGAUUCCGAAGCAUGGCAGAAGUGUGCGGGAUAAUUUGAGAGUUGCGGAGAUCUAUAAAGAAGCGAGAAAUAUAUUCAAAAAAGCUAACGCGUUCAAUAUAAUGGAUAUACCAGAAAAUGAUAGGCAGUUUAUAAGGGAAAAACGAACGCAGUUGCAAUCGAUGGAAAAAACCGCCGAGGAGCGAAUGCUAGCGAUUUGCCGUGAAUUGGAGUCGCAAAAGCCGGAAACUUCUCGUGCUCGUCCGACAACAUCAAACACAGCACCAAUUUCUAGGAGAAUUCCAGCCACUUCAAUCAAUAGAACCGCUAUUUUGAAAGGUGUUGAUCCGAAGUUUGGUGAGAGACUGCUUGAUGAGAUCCUUGAUCAGACGGGAGUCCGAAUGGACGAUGUCGCUGGAUGUCGAACGGCGAAAAUCGCACUCGAAGAAGCUGUCAUUCUGCCAGCGUUGAAUCCGCAGUUGUUCAGCGGCCUUCGGCAGCCGGUCAAAGGGAUUUUGCUGUUCGGACCGCCGGGAAAUGGGAAAACACUACUGGCAAAAGCUGUUGCUGGCGACUCGAAGCAGACAUUCUUCAAUAUCAGCGCGUCUUCGUUGACUUCGAAAUGGGUUGGUGAUACUGAAAAGACGAUUCGAGCGCUUUUUCAAAUUGCCCGAAACGCGCAACCAUCAAUUAUUUUUAUUGAUGAAAUCGACUCAAUUCUUUGCGAGCGAAGCGAAAAAGAUGCCGACGUCUCGCGACGAAUGAAAACCGAAUUUCUGGUGCAAUUCGACGGCGCCACCUCGUCCCCAGAUGAUCGGAUUCUGGUGAUCGGGGCGACGAAUCGACCGUAUGAACUUGACGACGCAGUUUUAAGACGUUUCCCAAAGCGAAUUCUUCUCGGCCUUCCCGAUGAAGAAGCUCGAUAUGAAUUAGUGAGGAAAACGCUCCAGAAGCACAAUAUGCUUUCAGAAUUAUCAGAUAGAGAUAUUAGAUAUGUGGCAUCUCGAACAACGGGCUACUCGAACUCGGAUCUCGUCGCGUUGUGCAAAGAAGCGGCGAUGGUGCCGAUUCGCGGAAUGGACAAAUCGAAAUUGGCGUCGGCUAGCAAACACUCGCUGAGACCGCUGCAGAGAAACGAUUUCGCCGAAGCGAUGCGGGUGAUUCGGCCGUCGACGUCCGAAAAAAUUAUGUCGAAAUUAUGCGAAUUUGCCAAAAAUUUUGGCUGCUGA